Molecule: messenger RNA, 792 nt
Organism: Mucor velutinosus
Lineage: Eukaryota; Fungi; Mucoromycota; Mucoromycetes; Mucorales; Mucoraceae
Exons: 1
Coding region: 1-792 (263 amino acids)
Source: RefSeq, a predicted model, not a curated record
AUGCUGUCAAAUUCUAGUGAAAAGGAAUCCGCAUCUUUACCCCCUCCAUCAGCCUUGUUUGCCUCAAACUACUACUACAGCCAUCCCUCAGGUACACCUCCUCCUCCCCACAGCAGCAUGGCAGUGGAGGCUCGAUCUGGCUAUAUUCUGCCUCCUCCUUCAAGCCUGCCAGGAUACCAUCUUCCUCCUCCCCCACAGUAUAUUUAUUCACCUGCAUCUAAUGCGACAUCUAAUAACAGCAGUAGCCAAUACUAUUACCCACCUACACCUCCCGUAUCAUCCACCCCACCUCCACAUCCGUCACAUCCUUAUGCACAUCACCCGCUCGCAGCAGCUGUACAUCACCAUACCCUUAAAGAAGAACCACCGCAACUCAAAAAAGAAAAGGCCCAGAAACGCAAACGUCGCCCCAAGGAUCCCAACGAAAACCCUCCCAAAAGCAAGAAAAAGACGACACCACCAUACCAUUACGAAGUACUCGAAUUGAAACAGCAAAAGAAGCCUACCAAGAAACAACGCAAAGAGAAUGAGGCAGCAUCAGCAGCCGCUGCUACAUUGGCAUCAUUUGCAUCGGUAUCGCCACCGUUAACAGAAGAAGAGGAAGUAGAUGAAGAAGAGGAUGAUGUUUUACAUGAAUGUGUCAAAUUAGAAGCUUGUGCAGGCCAAGGCGGAAGAUUUGAAUGUGAGCAUUGUGGCAUCAACUUUAAGCAUUUGAAUUGUCUCCAAAAACAUGGGUGGGAGCAUACAGACAUGAGUAAACAGCAGCAAACUCAACUUGUAGAGGUGAUUUAA